Molecule: messenger RNA, 2459 nt
Organism: Pseudoliparis swirei
Lineage: Eukaryota; Metazoa; Chordata; Actinopteri; Perciformes; Liparidae
Gene: acp2
Product: acid phosphatase 2, lysosomal
Exons: 13
Coding region: 199-1455 (418 amino acids)
Biological process (GO): dephosphorylation; lysosome organization
Cellular component (GO): lysosome
Molecular function (GO): acid phosphatase activity
Source: RefSeq, a predicted model, not a curated record
AGAGAGCCCUCAAACAUGGACCUAGCGGUCUUCUAACAGCUCUCAUCAUGUCGCACACGUAAAUACUUCCGGUUCAUUUCACAAGGGAGAAUAACGCGUCAUAGUGGAAGUCGGUAUGAAGUGAGCAGAGGGAAGAAGGAGGCGCUUUGUGUUUACCUCCAUCUGGAGCUUCGUCCUCUCGCUCGGAGCAACGGAAACAUGGCGUCCGCCGCGGCGCUCCUUCUUUUAACGGUCGCGUGUGUCUGCGGAGGAGCUGCGGCCGAGAGGACGCUGGUCUACGUGACCGUAUUGUUUCGCCAUGGCGACCGGUCCCCAAUCAAAGCCUUCCCCUCCGACCUCCACCAAGAGGCCGCCUGGCCGCAGGGCUUCGGCCAGCUGUCCCAGGAGGGCAUGAGGCAGCACCUGCACCUGGGGAAGUUCCUCAGGCUCCGGUACUCGGGACUGCUGAACCAAUCCUACGACAGACGCGAGAUCUCCGUCCGCAGUACGGACUACGACCGCACCCUGAUGAGCGCCGAGGCCAACCUCGCAGGUCUCUACCCCCCCGCUGGUCAGCAGGUCUUCACCCCAGACCUGAAGUGGCAGCCGAUCCCCGUGCACAUGGUGCCACUACUUGAAGAGAGGCUUCUCAGUUAUCCUCUUGAUGACUGUCCUCGCUACAAGCAGCUGAUGAAUGAAACCGAGCACACGGAGGAGUUUCUUAAUGUCACCACUAAGUACCAGGACGUUAUAGAGCUGGUGAGGAAUAAAACCGGACUGAAUCACACGAGUGUGGAAUCUGUCUGGAGUGUGUACGACACACUCUUCUGUGAGUCCUGUCACAACAUGACGGCUCCCGACUGGGCGACCCCUGAUGUCCUGGAGAAGCUCAGAUUCCUCAAAGACUUUUCAUUCCAGACCACGUUCGGGGUCUACGAACAACAAGAGAAGAGCCGGCUGCAGGGAGGUAUCCUACUGGGGGAAAUAGUGAAGAAUCUCACCGAGAUGGCCGUGCCAGACCCGAAGCGGAGGCUGAAGAUGAUGAUGCUGUCGGCGCACGACACCACUGUCGCCGCUCUGCAGUCCAGCAUGAACGUGUUCAACAGAAGACAGCCGCCGUAUGCCUCCUGCCAAAUGUUUGAGCUGUACAGGGACGACAACGGCUCUGUCUCUGUGUCGUUGGCGUACCGUAAUGACAGCUCCGUGGAGGCGUUCCCUCAGCAGUUACCCGGCUGCGCCCUUGACUGCCCCUUAGAGGACUUUGUGAGGAUCACAAAGUCCUCCAUUUCAGAAGACCGCGACAAGGAGUGUCAACUGCCGUCGGCGGGGAGGGAUAAAGAGGUGAUCAUCAGCCUGGCGGUGUGCGGCUGUCUGCUCCUCGGCCUCAUCGUCGUCCUCCUCUGCGUGAUCUGCUGGCAGAAGGAGCCGGUCGGCAGCCGGGGAUACCACCAGGUGAUCAACGGCGAGGAAUCCUGACGCAAGCACCAGCUCCUCCCCCGGAGGUCAGCGAGCGCGGCGGCGGCCGGCGACGGCAGCAGCGGCGACGACGGCGACGACGAAUUCUGAACCGUUUCAAAAAAUAAUUAUUGGAAAUUUCUCCGGACGGUUUCCUCGACGCGUUUUGGGACGGCGGCUUCAACGACUGCUUUUUCCGCAUCUCUCUAAACUAACGUGACGGGUGAGACGUUGAGGCGCCGUUCUGUGCGUCUCGCGGCUUGAAAAGUCCACAAAGUAUCAGAGAGUCGAUGCUUCUGAAGCCGUGAGGACGUCGGAGUGGUCCUGCAUCGUCGGCUCGAUCGAAACCUCUUGGGCUCACGGUGAUUCUCCGCCCACGAUGUUUCCACGAGUUCUUACGGAUCACGUCUUUACGGGCGGAACAUUAAUCUAGUUUAUGUCGACGCUGAAGACUAACGGCCGAGAUGCCUUCAAUACUUUUGAUGUUUCCCCUUUUUUUUAGGGGGGGUUCUGACUUUUUGGUUAACUCGUAACGAUAAGCUCUCGGCUAGGAGGAGUGGGUGUCUAUCGUCUUCGAAACAGGAUGAGAUUUAAUGUCCAAAGUUUAACCCCGCCCCCUGGAUUUGAUUGGUUUAAACCAACGGGGUGGGGCUAAACAGGCACAUCCACAUUGAAAGCGACCUGGAAUGACAGGUUAGCUCACGGUGUUUGUUAUACAGUGGUGGGAUGUGAAAGGACGAGUCCUUAAUUACAAAUGGUGUUUUUGUUCUUUGUUAAUUUGAUGAUACUUUAGGUGUAUUUGGGUCUUAAUGCAGGGGACGUUUUGGAGAAGUACCUAAUGUAAAGUCUUGUAAACAAGUAUAAAUACUAAUGCAGUCUUGACCAGAAUUCUGCUCUAAGUCCGGAUUCUGGACUGUUUGGUGGCAUCAACCGUGGAGAACAAAAUAUCCUCGACAAUUCACGUUAAUCAUCAGUAUCGUGUCCAAACUGUCAUUAAAAAUUGAUUUCACGCUGUAAGAAAUUCA